AUGAGACUCCUUGUGCUGGCUGCUCUGCUUACAGUGUGUGCCGCAGAGGGCGGCGUGAGCACGCGGGCACUGUGGCAGUUCCGCAACAUGAUCAAGUGCGUGAUUCCUGACAGCGACCCCUUGAAAGAUUACAACAACUACGGCUGCUACUGUGGCCUGGGAGGAUCCGGCACCCCUGUGGAUGAACUGGACCAGUGCUGCCAGACACACGACCGCUGCUACGACCAAGCCAAGAAGCUGGACAGCUGCAAAUUCCUCCUGGACAACCCCUACACCAAAAGCUACUCAUACAAAUGCUCUGGCUCAGAGAUCACCUGCAGCAGCAAAAACACACCCUGCCAGGCCUUCAUCUGCAACUGUGACCGCAAUGCUGCCAUCUGCUUUUCAAAGGCCCCAUACAACAACGAGAACAAGAACCUGGACACCAAGAAGUACUGUUAA
Miniopterus natalensis is the source of this 441-nucleotide messenger RNA. RefSeq names its product phospholipase A2 group IB (gene PLA2G1B). Gene Ontology annotation, biological process: fatty acid biosynthetic process; lipid catabolic process; positive regulation of fibroblast proliferation. The record is from RefSeq and is a predicted model, not a curated record. Lineage: Eukaryota; Metazoa; Chordata; Mammalia; Chiroptera; Miniopteridae. Gene Ontology annotation, molecular function: calcium ion binding; signaling receptor binding; phospholipid binding.